GUCGAAUCUCUUGUCAAAACCGUGACGCACCCUCGUUCAAAAUCCGUGGUUUGGUUUCUAGACAUGCAAAUGUAUUGACUUCAGUAAGCUGCGAGGUGUCAAAUAAAUUCGCUGUAAAGUCCACACUUGCGAAGCCUGCAGCUGGCAAAGUGUCGUUUUAAUGAGGUGAGAAUCAAGGCGAUGAUAGGGAGCAUUGGGCGACCGGAGCAGCUCAGGCUGUCAGUUAAUCUGCCCCGCCUGCCCGAGUCCGGAGACUUCGUGCCUUUCAGCGCUCGCCCACACAAAUAUGUCGCUUGAGGUUUACAGGGCGACGCCUACCUCAAUGAGCAGGAAGUGCUUCUCCAUGCCUACCUUCUUGCCAUCCUACUUGGGAAGGAACCGCUGCCUCAGUGCAGAAGAUGUAUACGCUAUGCUCCAAACGCUGCUGCAUGAUAUGCACAUAAGGAUUUUGCUUUGCAUGACCGCAAAACCGGGAGAGUAGAUGGCUGUCCCAGUAAGGACGGUACUCGGAUGUAGUUCAGAGAAGUGUUGGAUUCGGUUGAUGGUCCCGAUGGAUCCUGAGUGGAACGCCACUCGAGUUCAUGUACGGUGCUCCAUCUGUCCAAAGUGUUAUCAAUAUCCGAAAGGGGAUAUGUCUUCC
Postia placenta MAD-698-R-SB12 is the source of this 640-nucleotide messenger RNA. RefSeq lists its product as hypothetical. Lineage: Eukaryota; Fungi; Basidiomycota; Agaricomycetes; Polyporales; Adustoporiaceae. The record is from RefSeq and is a predicted model, not a curated record. Bases 287 to 481 code for a protein of 64 amino acids. The transcript is spliced from 3 exons.